AUGAAAGUAAUAACUCUACUUAUCGAAUUGCUAGUUAUUGUACUAAGCAAAAUAGAUACAUCGAUUGAUUGUAACAAAUACUACUCAAAAUUUGAUACCAAAGAGUUACCUUUUGAUUUUAAGGGAGAUGCUAUUCUUAAUUAAGGUUCAAAUGAUGUUUAGAUUAAUUUGGGAUACACUGAUAAUUUAUUUGAAGAUCCAUUAUAUUUUGGUUUAAUUACAGCUGAUGGAAAACCAAGAAAUACAACAUGCCUUGAACUUAUAAUUAUCUAAUUUGGCAAUUAAUAUCAUAAUUCUAUUGGAAAAAUAACAAAAUUUGAUGGAAGAUCAUCAAGCAAUCCUGAAAAUAAAUAAAGGAAUUAUACAUUAUUAAUACCAAAAUCCCAAUUAAGUGAAAGAUAAUUUUAAUAUAAUAGUAUAAUCUAUUAGGGAUUUUUUUCAUUCAUUUUUGAAUCAGUUGAAGAAGCAUAAGCAAAAUAUGAAUAUAUUUUUGAUUUUAAUAUCACUCUAAAUAAAACAUCAGAUAGGUCAAAUCAACCAGAAGAAUAAAACAAUACUGAACUUUAAGGUAAUUUAAUUUGGUGCACAAAUUGGAAUUGUUUAAUUUCUUUAGAUUAAUCUCCAACAAUUUAUUAUAAAGAUAUAUUCACUCUAAAAUAAUUUAUUACACCAACAGGAAUGAGUUAAAUAGCUUUAACUAAUACUGAAGUUUGGGCAACUGGAAAUGGGUUGAAUAAAAAAUUAACUCCUAUUGUUGUGAAUAGUAUAGUUCCAGGAUAAGUUAAAAUAUUAUUAAGUGCUGAGAUUGCUUGGGAAAAUAUAACCCUUAUAGUUACAUCAUACUUAGAAGCGACACAUCCAACUAAAUCUAUAACAAAUAGCUUAUAAACAAGUUUUAUACCAUUAGAUCUACAUUUAGCUAAGAAUGAUACUGUUUUAUUAUGGUGUUCUACACCAAAUUGUUCAUCUUUUCUUUCAACUAUCCCAACUCUAUAUUUAAAUGAUACAUUAACUUUAAAAUUAAUUGUUUUAAAAUCAAAUAUGUAAAAAUACUACUUCAAUGAAACUGAAAUAUGGUACACUGGGGAAGUAUUGAAUAAGAAAAUAAUCCCUAUUAAUUUAAAUUAAGAAGUUAGGGGAGAAAUAAAAAUUUAAUUAAGAUUAGAAUAUGAUCUUGGAAUGUUCAGAAUCAAAGUUGAUUCUAAGUUAUGUAUUCCGAAUUUUUAAAAUAUUGAGAUAUCCAUCGAAAUAGAUGCAAUUAUUCAUAGGGAAAAUUGUUAAUAGAAUACAUCUCUAUUUUCAAAUAAAUCAUUGAACUUCUUUUUAUUAAUUAUAUUUUUUACAUUUAUAAUUUGA
Paramecium sonneborni is the source of this 1356-nucleotide messenger RNA. The record is from the annotation of a GenBank genome assembly. Lineage: Eukaryota; Ciliophora; Oligohymenophorea; Peniculida; Parameciidae.